Molecule: messenger RNA, 2596 nt
Organism: Mastomys coucha (southern multimammate mouse)
Lineage: Eukaryota; Metazoa; Chordata; Mammalia; Rodentia; Muridae
Gene: Ldlrap1
Product: low density lipoprotein receptor adaptor protein 1
Exons: 9
Coding region: 91-1017 (308 amino acids)
Cellular component (GO): early endosome
Source: RefSeq, a predicted model, not a curated record
GCGGGCGCGCGCCGCCUGGCCCGGCGGAAAGUUUUCCUGGAGGAGUUUUGGCGGCGGCAGCGGCGGCGGCGGCGGCAACCGGAGCGGGCCAUGGACGCACUCAAGUCGGCGGGGCGCGCGCUGAUCCGGAGCCCCAGUCUGGCCAAGCAGAGCUGGGCGGGCGGCCGGCACCGCAAGUUGCCAGAGAACUGGACGGACACUCGGGAGACACUGCUGGAGGGCAUGGUUUUCAGCCUCAAGUACCUUGGUAUGACGCUGGUGGAGAGGCCCAAGGGUGAGGAGCUGUCUGCAGCUGCUGUCAAGAGGAUCGUGGCCACAGCCAAGGCCAGCGGGAAGAAGCUGCAGAAAGUAACACUCAAGGUGUCGCCCCGGGGGAUCAUCCUGACGGACAGCCUCACUAGCCAGCUCAUUGAGAACGUGUCCAUUUACAGGAUCUCCUACUGCACUGCGGACAAGAUGCACGACAAGGUGUUCGCGUACAUCGCCCAGAGCCAGCAGAAUGAGAGCCUGGAGUGUCACGCCUUCCUCUGCACCAAGCGGAAAGUGGCACAAGCCGUCACCCUGACUGUAGCCCAAGCCUUCAAAGUUGCCUUUGAGUUUUGGCAGGUGUCCAAGGAAGAGAGAGAGAAGAGAGAGAAAGCCAACCAGGAGGGAGGAGACGUCCCAGGCACCCGACGCGACAGCGCCCCCCCAUUGAAAACCUUGGUUGCUACUGGGAAUCUGCUGGAUUUGGAAGAGGUGGCUAAGGCCCCGUUGUCUACAGUCAGCGCUAACACCAACAACGUGGACGAGCUGCCGCCGCGGCCUCAAGUCUUGGGCAGCAACAGUGUCGUCUGGGAACUGGAUGAUGGCCUGGAUGAAGCCUUUUCAAGGCUGGCCCAGUCACGGACAAACCCUCAAGUUCUGGACACUGGAUUGUCAGCACAGGACAUCCAUUAUGCACAGUGCUUAUCGCCCACCGACUGGGACAAGCCUGACAGCGGUGGCAUCGAUCAGGACGACGUCUUCAGCUUCUGAGGGCCCAAGGCUGGCCGUACAUGUGACGGACCACAAGCCACCUGCAGCAGGCAACCAGCUCCAGGAGCCAUCGGCUGCCUUUGGCCCAUGGCAUCAGAGCCUGCAGAUUGGAGUUGCACGGUCACACAGGGAGAGGGCUGGAAAGAUGCCUGGGUAGCCAGUUGGUGACUCCUGGUUUAUGCUCGGAAACCAGGUUUGAUUCAUGCACUCAGUGUGUGGAGUGGGGGACGGGCCUGGCCUCCUGGCCUCUCUCCUGGAGCCAGUGCCCCCUCCUGCUGUGGGUGUCAGGACGAUGACCAAAGCCUUGCUUGUUCCUUUUCUCGGGGCAUCCUCACUCCUGAAGCAGUAAGUGCCUGUCGCUCUUUGUGGACUGGACAGGACAUGGCUUUCAGGGAAGUUGGGGUCCUCAGGCUCGGCUUCCUCGGGGUCGAGUAGCUGAGGCUCUCAAAGAGGCAGCCCCUGACCAAAGACACAUGUAACUCUGCACUUUAACUCUCACGGAGUGGCCAUGGUUCGAGGUCGGUGAUGGUGCUUUGGGAGUAGAGCUCGCCUCCCACCCUCCCUCCCUCCUCAAGGGGCCCCAGUCCCUGACGAUGCCCAUACAGUGCUAGGACCUAGUGUACCAGCGUCACUGCAACUGCGGAGAUCACAUCUGUGGCUCCUCGGAUCCCCUCAACAGGCAAAGCUGGGCCUGCUCUUCUGUUUUGUCUGUAUGUCCUUGUGUGUGCUCCAUUUUCUGCCUCCCCAUAAUUCCUGGGAUAAUACCAAAGCCUAGUACUGGGUUGUGGCAGGUUAUUUUGCAUCCAUUUUACAGAGAAAGAAACCGAGGCAACACAUGUGGAGGGGUGGAGUUGAGAAUGGAACCCAGAUCUGAUACCAAAGCCGCUGUCUGUGCUGCCACCUCGCAGCCCACGCCUCUUUCUCUUUGGCUUUGUUGUCCUCCCAGGAACCAGAACUCCCCAGCUAUUUUCUGACCAAAAUGUGUUUCAUAACAAGCCAUCUGGUGCCUUUCCACACAGCGCUGGCGCCGGCCGCCAUGCCCUGCUAGCUGUUAACGCUGCUGACUUCUGGGCAGAUGUGUUUUGAAGUCUGUUAAUUCCACGGGUGAAAUGGUGUCCUGCUCUAGAAACAUCUCGCUGUCCUUUCCUGACCUGCAGCCCUAGUGGUCCUUCAACCCUAGCUGGUGGUCGGACGGUCCAGUGGUGAGCUUCCCUUAGUCUCUCUUUUCUCCCUUCACUGGUCCUGUGGCCUCUGGCAUCCUGAACCUCAGCCAAACCACAAAUAUCUUUCCAUUGCAAGAAGCCCCCAGUGAAAGCAGGUCCCAGUAUCCCCAGGAAAAAAACACUCUCCCUGAGUGGCUGAGGAGGGCACCUGGAGAAUUCUCGCUAGAGGAAAGGUUGCCAGCUCCUUUUCCCCCUGCUCCCAGCCCAGGCGGCCAGGGUCCGGGCAUGCGGGAACUGCCAUGGUGCUGACAGGCUGUCUGCCUCCCAUGCCUACUGCCUUGUGAUGCUGCCGUGUGAUGCUGGAAAGGCAGUUCUGCCUAGGAAACAAUAAAUGUUCCCUUUCUGAGUGUGAGCGC